This is a messenger RNA of Amoebophrya sp. A120, 1901 nucleotides long. The record is from the annotation of a GenBank genome assembly. Lineage: Eukaryota; Dinophyceae; Syndiniales; Amoebophryaceae.
AAGUAUUCGAAGGAACCAGUAAGUACCUUUCUGAUAUCAAACACCUUCGUCGAAGAUGAUGCAGCAGUCUCCAUCUCCGCACCGUUCGGCAUCGGCGCCCUCCACGGCUCCCCGCAGCCGUGGCCGCUGCUCUACUGCAGCGUGGGUUUUUCUCGCAGCAAGCUUACGCGAACUUUAUUUGCGUGGCCCGCAGCUGCAAGAUCCUGAGUCGCAUACUCUUGUUUCGGUGUGGGGCGUCGUCGCGGACGAGCACGGUGCGCAAGAACGCAAAUCGGAAUCCUCAAUUUCUGACGCUGGGGAAACCAGUGUCUUGCUUCGAAGCGAGCAUUUGCAAAACGGCAAGGAUUUGCAGAGGAGAGAAACAGAAGACCGACAUCAUGACCAUUCUGCGGGAAGAGUGUCAACAUCUUCCUUUCGUUCCAGCCAGAACGAAGGAAAAGUCCAUCCAACGCAAAAGCCGAAGCCAGGGAAGCAGCUGAGGGACGAAGCAGCAGUAGCUGCAGCACAAGAAGAACCGCCGGAAGAUAGGACGAAAAACCCAAACGCGAUUCCGACACGGGACAAGAACUUGAAGAUGCAGGACAAGCACGAGUUUUUGCUGAACAGUACUGCUAGCACUGCUUCGCUGGCACAAGAACAUCAAGGCCAACAAAGCGUCGCGAAGGUUGGCAGAGGAGCUGCGGGGAGAAAUAAACGCGCUGGUCGUGCAAAGGGUGAUACGAUCAAGGCGCUGUGCGAAAAGUACGAGCGGCAUAGCGAUAUUUCCGACGGGAGCCUGUGUGCGCUGACGACCGACACGCGAUGCUCCAUAAAAACGCCGGAAGCCGAUGACGCAGAGCUUGAGGACCCGAUCGACGGCCAGUGCUGGGAGAUCGGGUCCACCGACUGCCCCUUCGGCACGGAGGGGACCAAGUGCGAAACGAUAGACGACUGCGCGGCGGCGGCCGACCGGGGCAAGGCCAAGUUUUUCGCCUACGGGACCGGCGCAAACGACUACUGGUGCAAAAUCUACGACGUUUGCCCUAGGACAGCGGAAUAAAUACGGGGAAACUAAGUUGUCAACUGAUCGACCGCCUUUUUUACGAACUGCAAUAAAGUGUCUCUGUUGUGGCAUGUUAUUUUUUGCACCGUUCGUGCUGUGAGGUGGCCUCGAUUUAUUUCUUUCGGAGAACCUUUUUUUCAGGGCAGUUUCCUUCAUUUUUGCAGAAGAGAAAAUAUAAGGUGAAAGUGAAACAUAUUGCAGCAGGAGAAAAUAUCAGUGCACGGGUUUUCUUCAUCUUCACUGUCAUAUCCUCCGCGGCGUACAAGGAGAGCUGGACCACAGCCCACGAGUACAAGACCUACAAGUGCAUCGAAACCGAGAAGGUAGACGGAGGCAAAAACGCGACCGAAAACGACACCUCUACAGAAGACUCCGGGAAAGGUCAAGACGAUGGUACAGCAGAAGCGGAGACUGCGGAAGAUCACAUGAUGCUGAUAGCUGCCGGUGGGGCGGGUGCAGCGGUUGUCGGGGGACUGCUGUACUACCACAUAAAUGUGAAGCCACUGUUUUAGCGUUUUCACAUGAGCAGUUCGUAGAGGAAGCACAUCAUCUCUCCUUCAUUGUUGCGGAGUAGUGGCUGGUUGUAAGAAGCUAUGUCAGACAUAUGUCAACCUCAACACGUAGAGCAGGAGGUGUAAUAAAAAACGCUUUGUUUCCUACUUUUUUGAUUCGAGAUUGCGGUCUUGUGCAUUAUAGUGCCGAUGAACAUAGAUGAAGUGAUGCGGUCGUAAGGACCACACGCAUGAUUUUCAUGGGACGCAUUCGUGAAUAAUAACGGAGAAUUCAUCGGGCUGGUUGAACACGAUGUUGCAUUUGAAACGGAGUCAAGCGCACAUGUGCCGUCUUCACUAACGAGCAC